CAACCGAACAGUACAUAUUUGAAGUGACGGUUAAACAAGGGCAGUUCACAAUUUUUCCAAAAAGUUAUGGCAAAAGGCAAGAAAACCAAAGGCAAAAAGAAAAAAGUAGUCGAAGACGAUCCAAACGCUCUGACAGAAGUGGACAAGACCUUUUAUGAGCUGACCAUAGCGGAUUUGAAUAGAAAACUAGCUAGAUUGAGAUCAUUGACACAAGAAUUAGAGGAGAAAAACGAGGAAUUGGAGCAACAAGGCCAGAAAAAUGAUGAGGACAAAUCGGAUAUAAUCACGUAUCUCAAACGAAUGAUUCAAGAGAAAACGAACGAAAUCAACGAGUUGGAAGAGAGAAUCGUCGGUCUGCAGGAAACCCGGCAAACUGAAACAGAGCAAUUUGAAACGAAAAUCGUCGAACUGGAACAGGAGUAUAAGCAAAUGCAUGAACAAUUGACAUCGGAAAAUAAAUUAUUAGAUGGCAAAUUAAACUCUCUAGAAGAGUUCAGAUCACAACGUGAUGAAUUAAUGAAGAAAUUCGAAGACCAAGAAAAGAAAAUGGAAGUGCAAGAAAAGAGGCACAACAGAGAAAUGUACGAAAUAGAACGAAAAUUUAUCAUCAGCAAAGACAAGCUUAAAAAGGAUAUGGAAGCUAGACUUAUGCAGUUGUCGACGGAGUUUCACGAUGCUUCAGAACUUCGGAUAGCGGCCACAACUCAUAGAGUCAUCCGGGAAAAUAUAGCGGUUAACAAUGAAUUCGACAACAUGCUUCAAAUGCAUCAGAAGUUAUUUAGGGAUUACAGUAAUCUGAAGAAUAAAAGCGAGACUCUCAGACAAGAAGCGGUCCUUCAUGAUGUCGAAAAAAAGAAAGCUCUUUCAAAAGUUUUAGUACAAAAAACUUUAAUUGAAAAAAUUACCGAAAAAAAUGGCUAUCUUCGACAAGAUUUAGCGAGAUACAAACGCUACGAGACCGAAAUCAGAGAAGCGAGAAAAAUUACAAAUACCGAGCAACAAAACAUCACCAAUUUGCAGCAUAAGGUGCGCAUUUUGGAGCAAAAUGUGCAUAAAAUGAAAUGCGAUAAUUGCGCACUGGAAACGGAUGUGCUUUACCUGAAGGCAGAAAACGAGAGACUUGACGAUAUUCUGAUGGAAGGAGUCAGUUGCAUUAAGGAAGCAUUAACUAUUAAAUCAGAAAGCGACUCUUCCAUCAAAUCAUCAAAAAGGGAAAAUCUCCUAAUUACUCUUUUCUCAUUACUCAGCAAAGGCCACGAGCGGAGAGUAAAAAAACCCUCAUUGGAAACUGUAACAUCAGCUGAAGGCACUUACGCUCUAGGUGAUUUAGGAUUUGUUCCCAAACCAACCGAUCCAAGACCAAUUGCUAAAACUAGAAGGGAUAUUACUUCACAAACAGGUGAAAGUUUUGAGGAGUUCCUCAAUUUCGGGGACGUCUCCCAAUACUACGUGAAGAAGACUUACGCAGAUUGUGAUGAUAGUGAGUUAGAAUUUCCUUUAGAAGUAAAAGUACACAUGGAGGUUGCAGAGGAAAUAUCAGAUGAAAAGAAAGAAAGUGUGCUGUUCUUUGAUGAGAACGAAGCUCCGGAAGAAGAUGAGGAGGAGGAAAGUGGGGAAUAUGAUCCGUUUGCUGAGGUUAAAUCUGAAAAUUCAAAUGCAUCUGCGGAAAUAGAUACAAUCGUACAGAAAAGUGGAGAUGCGAUAGCAGAUCAAGAUAAUUACGAUAAAGCCAGUGAAAGCUUAGCGCAGACUAAAUCUGAAAAUGAAAUAGAAGAACCGUCUGCAUCAAAAUCGCAAGAUCCUGAAGAUCGCAAUGAUGAGCAUCACGAGGAGCCCCCGCUAGAAAGCUAAAGGAACGAAAUAAUGACUGUACCCACUCGAUGAAUCAAUAAAACCAAUCUGCAGACAUAUUAA
This is a messenger RNA of Dendroctonus ponderosae (mountain pine beetle), 1914 nucleotides long. RefSeq names its product cilia- and flagella-associated protein 157. Gene Ontology annotation, molecular function: microtubule binding. The record is from RefSeq and is a predicted model, not a curated record. The coding region runs from base 67 to 1851 and encodes 594 amino acids. NCBI's taxonomy places the organism in Eukaryota, Metazoa, Arthropoda, Insecta, Coleoptera, Curculionidae. Gene Ontology annotation, cellular component: cilium; ciliary basal body. The transcript is spliced from 2 exons.